CGUUCUCAAAGAAACAAGUACAUUUAACUAACACUUACAUAUAUCACUUUUCGCAAGAAACCACUUCAAUUCCCUCUUCUCUCGUAACAAUUCUCUGACAUAAAUGACCAAGACAUUACAGGACUCUUUGUUGACUCCUAGGAUUCCUUUUGGGAGCCUUCUUCCUGGAUGAGAUCCGGACGGAAGAUGCUCCCUCGGGGCGGCUGUUGAAGAUAAUACCUAUAUACCUAUAUCUCUUUUCGAGGCUCUGCUCCUCUACGAUUGCCAUAUUCUCGCACGCCGUUCGUUAUCCAAACUAAACUAUAAUAAUAUUGUUUAUUAAACCAUCUUCGUUUGAAUCCAACCCGAGCUUCCCUAGCCAUGUCCGAGGGAAUAAUCCUCCCUGCCGCCGCCGCCGAAUCUCCGGGCGGUGCCAAAGCAGGCGCGGCAAAGGAUAGGAAUUGUCCGUACUGUGGUCAAGCAUUCACAUCUUCGUCAUUGGGAAGGCAUCUAGAUCUGUAUAUCAAAGAGAAGAAUCCUAAAGCUCCAGAUGGUGUUCACGAUGUUGAAGCUAUCAAGAAGAUGCGAGGGAGCAUCACUCGCAGACAGCCAAGGGGCUCUUUAGCGCGGCGAGAUACCUCGACUCCGGGCACCCCGACAACCUCUUCGAGAAAGAGCCCCGCGCCCGAUUCUAUCGCAAAGCCGAGUGCUAUACCGAAAGAUGGUCAUUUUGUCGUAGACCACCAGAUGCCCAGAUAUCCCUUUCAGCCCACCUGGGAGGCUACUGGUGUAAUCAAUGAUAUUCCGGCGAGGAGCGGGGAGUUCAAGGGCAACCCAGACGAUGGUAGCGGCCAGGAUUCCAGGCGGCUUCCCAUGCAGCGUGCACCGAGUAGAACGGUUCAGAAAUCUCAGUUAGAUGCGAGGCAGAAGCUUUCGGAUGCUAUGGACACAGCAAGGGCUGCCGAGCUGGCACUUCGAGAACUGCUUAGUUCGUGGAGGGCCGCCAAGCAGCAAAUAGACAUGGAUUCUCUUCCGUUCGAUUUCGAUCCCCUUUCUCUUGACUUCCCCGCUCUCACCCUCCAAUGUCUCCAAGCACCUCCUACGUUAUUCUCCUCUACGCCGCACCCGACAUCGUCUUCUUGGUCUAUACAACCCCCAGCGCAGAAGCAAUUUGAAGCGCUUAAGGCGUAUUUCAAAGAAGAAUUCAGGAAAUGGAAAGUCGCUUGCGCUACGGCAACUACUUCAUCACAUGAGGAUUUGACAUAUCCUCCCUCUCAAACACCUUUCCCUCGCGAUGUGCGCGAGGCCGUGAAGAAGGCGGAAGAGGCUGCGACCAAGCUCGAGGCGCAGGUCUGUGAGCAUUUGCAAUCGACUUAUCAUGUUUGGGAACAACUUCCAGUUCAAAGAAGGACUGAGCUUUGGGGCCUUGAGUUGGCGAGGAGUGUAGGGAGACGGCAGAAGGAAGUGGAAAAGUUGAAACAGACCCAUUUCUCUAUGAGACAAGAGAAUGAGAACCUCAAGACUCAGAUCGAUCACCUCAAUCGUCUACAACAACCGAGGGAGUUCAGGAUAGUUCCUCCAGCAACGAUUCCUAUCGAAGAAUCGCUACUCUCGUAUUUGUUAGAUCUAGGAAGCAAGGGUUAUAGGGGGGUUGGUCUUGAGCCUGAGGAUCGCCAUGUGGACCUCGAUACUGUAGUCGGCCGCGCUAUUGAACGAUGGAAAGCAGUCAUUGUGUCGUCGCGGGGGGCUGGUAUGGCUGGGCAGAGGACACUUGAGCAGACAAUUACCACCCCGACUAGCAUAACUUCUAAUCCUGUACCUGCUCCUCAAGCCCAAAUGGCAGCCCACCCUCAACAACCCCAACAGCACCAACAUCAAGGGUCUAUUUCUAUAGCAUCUAAUCCGCAAUUGAAUGAGCCGCAAUCGGCAACACCAACAACAGCAGCAGCCAUACCAGCUGCUGUAAUGGCUCCCGCUACCUCUGCCCCACCUGGUGUCCACGACGAAAAUAGCGACCAAGAUGCUGAUGCUGAAAUGGAAGACGACGAAAAUUUUGCAUCACUUACUCCUGCCAUCGCAAAGCAGCCAGCGCAGUCUCAUCAGCAGCUCGACAUACCACGGACGAGAAAUCUUGACCAACGGGUUCCAGGUACUACCGAAACCCGAUUUACCGUUAACGGGACGAUGUCCAAUCGAGACCUCAACAUACGGCAAACAAUGCAAAAUCUGAAUGCCGGUACCUCUGUGCCGGGGCGUAUGCAUAAUCAACAUGGACAUGCGAUAAUGAGUAAUGGCGAUUAUGGGUCAGUUGUUCAAGGCGUUAGCGGCAGCGAACCGAUGUAUAUGGAUUAAUAGAGGACUUUCAUAGCGAUCUUGGCGUUCAAAAUAGUAAUCUAGCGAUAGUCCUUUUGGGGCAUCCCUCCGAGACAAAUUUAUAUCUAAGCUUUUACUCUAGCCUGAUAUAUGGCGAUAGAGCAGGCGUAUACGAUUAUCUUAUAUUCUGCUCAUUUGUGUUAAUAGAGAUGGGAUCAAAACGUCAGCUUCGUACCACUAACUACAUGUGUACCUAUGUAAUGGUUUAUUAGCAGUGCGUUAUUGAAGUCAAGCAUGAAAUAGG
Daldinia vernicosa is the source of this 2596-nucleotide messenger RNA. RefSeq lists its product as uncharacterized. The coding region runs from base 361 to 2331 and encodes 656 amino acids. The transcript is spliced from 2 exons. NCBI's taxonomy places the organism in Eukaryota, Fungi, Ascomycota, Sordariomycetes, Xylariales, Hypoxylaceae. The record is from RefSeq and is a predicted model, not a curated record.